AUGUUCUCUUACAAGAUCGUCGCUGUGCUCGCCACCAUCGCCGCGGUCUGUGUUGGUGUCCAAGCUGAAGCGCUUGAGGCUCGCGCAUCCUCCAAGUGCCAAGCCAGUACAAUCACCAUAACCUCCACCCGCCCCGUUACCACCACCAAGACGGUGGCCGCCACCAUGACCGUCCCCGCGAACGCUAAGCGCGCGGACGCUACUCCGAAGACGGUCACCUCGACCUCCACAAGCACCAAGGUCGUCACCACCACUGCGACCCGCACCUCGACCGUGAAGGCAACCGCAACUGUCACCAGCACGGCGACCUUCACUACCACCUCAACGACCACCAGCACCGCGCUCGCCACCACGACCGUGCGCACGACCACCAACCCCGUUGUGACCAGCACGGUUACGAGCACCAAGUUCGCGUCUACCACCGACACUGUCCCCGUCACUAAGACGAGCUCCACGACCACCACCACUACAGUGACCGACAAUGUGCCCACUGUAACAGUCGCACAGUAG
This is a messenger RNA of Trametes versicolor FP-101664 SS1, 510 nucleotides long. RefSeq lists its product as uncharacterized. The record is from RefSeq and is a predicted model, not a curated record. Bases 1 to 510 code for a protein of 169 amino acids. The transcript is spliced from 2 exons. NCBI's taxonomy places the organism in Eukaryota, Fungi, Basidiomycota, Agaricomycetes, Polyporales, Polyporaceae.